GCCUUUAAAGUUUAAACGCUUUAGCUUUACUUUCCUGGGCAGCUUCGUGAAUACUUUCACUAGAGCCUUCAUCACAUGAUUCACAUCCUCAUUUCUCCGGAAAAUUCUCAUGGAGCGAGAUUUAAAAGCAGCAAAAGCCUCGUAUCUCUCAAUCUUAUUCUGAUCGAUGCGAUAGAUAAAUAAGAUCAAUCUCUCAUCGAUCACCCCAGCUUGACAGGUUGAAACGGUCGCAGUCUCCGAUGACAAAAGGAUGGACUUUUUUCGGUACUGGUGCUGCUUCGGAUGAGGAUCAUGAUGUAUGGCGUUGGGGGGAGGCAAUUAUAAGUGGUUCAUCUGGUAGGGCUCGGUAUGACGUGUUUUUGAGCUUUAGAGGCGAAGACACUAGAGCGACUUUCACCUCACAUCUCUACUCUCUAUCGAGCGCUGGAAUUCAUGUUUUCAAAGAUGAUGCGGUCCUUCCCAGAGGGAAUCCUCUCUCAAGUGAAUUGUCACGAGGAAUUGAACUUUCCACAAUUUCAAUCAUUAUCUUCUCCAAAGAAUAUGCUGGUUCUAGAUGGUGCCUUAACGAGCUCUCACAAAUCAUGGAGCUUCACAGGGCACAGGGUCGAGUUGUUCUGCCUGUGUUCUAUGGGGUGGGUCCAUCCGAAGUUCGUAAUCAAAUAUCUGGUUUUGAAGAAGCAUUUCGAGAUUUAAUACAACGAAGUUCACUCACAGAAGAAGAAGUGUUGAGGUGGAGAACAGCUCUCCGUGAAGUCGCGAGCAUUGCAGGGUUUGUUGUGCUCAAUUCCAGGUAAUUUUUAAAUAUUUCUUUUUUUUUAUUUCUCUUCAAUUUUGCUAAGCCUAAACAGACACGCACAAUUGAUUUCUAGCUACAAUUUUCUCUUUUUAAUCACUUGAAAUUUUAUAUAUGAGAAUUUUUUGAAGAAUAUCUAACAAAUAAGA
Prosopis cineraria is the source of this 942-nucleotide messenger RNA. Its product is annotated as TMV resistance protein N-like. The record is from RefSeq and is a predicted model, not a curated record. Gene Ontology annotation, biological process: signal transduction. The coding region runs from base 240 to 794 and encodes 184 amino acids. The transcript is spliced from 3 exons. Lineage: Eukaryota; Viridiplantae; Streptophyta; Magnoliopsida; Fabales; Fabaceae.